This is a messenger RNA of Haliotis rufescens (red abalone), 2929 nucleotides long. RefSeq names its product organic cation transporter protein-like. The transcript has 10 exons. The record is from RefSeq and is a predicted model, not a curated record. Gene Ontology annotation, biological process: transmembrane transport. Gene Ontology annotation, cellular component: membrane. Gene Ontology annotation, molecular function: transmembrane transporter activity. Bases 265 to 1923 code for a protein of 552 amino acids. Lineage: Eukaryota; Metazoa; Mollusca; Gastropoda; Lepetellida; Haliotidae.
CGCACCUCAGUUUAUUCCAAAUAACACAAAACAACUGACCCCAAUAACCUCAAUUGACAGCGGGCGUGUGACACAAUUAAUGAAGCUUUGAACGUUAUCUGUGAAGUGAACUGGACAUUACACCCUGCGAUUGAUAACAAACAUUGCGUCCUACUAAAUCAACCGUUUCAAAUGAAGGCACUCUCGCACAUCUUCGUGUGGGCAAGGAUUGCAUGGUCAAAUUGUUGAAAACGGUCAUUUGAGUGAGAUCUGUACGCACUGAGGAUGAAGUUUGAUGAUAUUCUGAUCCACGUGGGGGAAUUUGGAUCGUACCAAAGGCGCAUGUACGUCCUCGUGUGUAUUCCCGCCAUAUUUACAGCUAUUCAGACCAUGGUUCCUGUCUUUAUCCUGGAUAUUCCAAAACACAGAUGUGCUAUCUCCCCCAACGAUACGUUUAACAUUCAAGGCGAAAGUCACGCGAGACUUGUGAAUGCGUCAAUCCCUUACGUGAAAGAAGGCGGCGAAUUCACACUUUCCUCGUGUCUCCUGUACAAGAGUCCCAUGAACGACAGCGCCGCCAGCAACGACACCGAGACAUGCAGCAGAUGGGUGUUCGACACUUCAGAUUUCCAGACGAAUGUCAUAACCGAGUUCAACAUUGUCUGUGACAAACGUAUCCUCCGCACGCAUUCCAACAUGGCGCUGUUCGCCGGAAGUCUAGUUGGCGCAUUUGCUAUGGGCUUCCUCUCUGAUCUAAUAGGACGUAAAAUAACAUUUUUCAUCAGCGUCGGGCUGCAGGCGAUCUCGGCCAUUGUGACGCCAUUCAGUCCCAACAUCUACGUGUUCAUCGUCAUCCGUGUUGUCAACGCCCUCUCCUCGACGUCCCUCUUCAUGAUUGCAUUCGUGCUCGGUCUAGAGAUGGUUGGGCCGUCCAAGCGGGUGCUGGCCGGUGUAGGAGUUCAACUGUUCUGGAGUGUGGGCAUUUUUCUCCUGGUGGCGAUAGCGUACGCCAUCCGCAACUGGAAGACAUUACAACUCGUCAUAUCAGUGCCUUCCGUCCUCAUGUUUGGAUUUUGGUGGCUAAUCCCAGAGUCCCCAAGGUGGCUGAUGUCACGUGGUCGGAAAGCGGAAGCGGAAUCCAUCAUUCAGAAAGCGGCAAAGACAAACGGAGUAGAACUUCCGGCCGAUAUGUUUGCUCAGCUUACCUUUGAUGAGGGAGAUCAAGGAAAGUUUACCCAAUUGUUCACCUCACGUGUCAUAAGACAUAGAACACUAGUCAUCUUCUUCAACUGGUUUGUCGUGAACAUAGUGUACUACGGUCUUGGCCUGAAUGUGCAGAACCUGAGCGGCGACAUUUACCUCAACUACACCAUCUCCAGCGCCGUAGAGACGAUGUCGUACGUUGCGUGUGUGCUGUUGCUGGACAGGGUGGGGAGGAAGCUGCUCCAUUGUACCAGCAUGUUCGUGGGAGGGUUGGCGUGUGUAGCCGUGCUGUUCCCAGUCAUAUAUCUAGCGCCCUCCUGGGUCACCAUCCUACUCUCUAUGAUCGGCAAGUUCGGCGCUUCCGCUGCGUUCGCCAUCAUCUAUGUCUUUUCUGCCGAACUCUUGCCGACUGUUGUACGCAACUCCGGGGUGGGUGCCAGCUCUACUUGUGGGAAGAUAGGCGGAAUGCUGUCUCCCUACAUUGCUGAUCUAGGUCUUCUCAUAGGCGGUGACCUGAAGGUGGCGCUGCCGCUCAUUGUGUUCGGCGGCUUAUCGGUGGCUGCCGGGGGUCUCUCGCUCAUCCUUCCGGAAACCCUGAACACUACGCUACCGGAAACCGUUGAAGAUGCCAAAGUUUUCGGCCAGUCAACCUCUGGUACCAAGUACAACAUGAAGUCGUCAGACAAGACAGCAUCUGGAGAUAUACAGCUGAAUUGUGUACAGAGAAACAAACACGUGUAACAUUGUCCACACUGUCCGCUGCAUUCUUUCCAAGCAUUUAAUAUUAUUGAGUCAUUCAUGUCACUUUCACAACUCUGUACUGAGUGGGUAUGGUUCUACGCCUCUUUUAGCAAUAUUCCAGCAAUAUCACGGCGGGGGACACCAGAAAUUGGCGCCACACCGAUGUGUACCCAUGUGGGAAUUGAACCUGGGUCUUCGGCGUGACGAGCGAACGCUUUAACCACCAGGCUACCCCACCGCCCCAAAACCUCUAAUUUAAGGAGUUUAGUCAGCCCGUUGUAAAACUGGUACCCAAAAUAACAUUACCUGUCAUUGGUUUUUUUCAACAACACUUUCUACGAAUUGAAGUGAGAUCAUAAUCGUAUUUGCAAUAUUCAAAAUAUACAUGUUUUUACCGGUUCAAAAACUGAUCAUCUGUUUUUGGAGAAUGGCCUCCUUCUUUUCCGGAAAGAGGCAGCUUAUUAUUUACACAUUUGUGACUGGUGCCACCAGUGGAACAGGAUACGUUCAAGUUUUCGCGAACACCUGAUUCUUAAAUACAUGCUCAGGAUAUAGUUGGAAGCGUGCAAGGGAUUUUUUAGCAGAUAUUUCUUAUGAUUAUGAAAAUGUUUUUGUCACUUUUAUGUUUUGUGGGACGGUGGGUAAGCCUAGUGGCUAAAGUGUUUUUGCUCGUUACGCUACGCGUUUCGGAUGACAAGAAAUGUACAUCUAGGUCAAGUAUCAACUCUUAGGGGCGCUAGAGUAGCCUAGUGGUUAAAGCAUUCGCUCGUCACGCCGAAGCCCCGGGUUCGAUUCCCCACAUGGGUACCAUGUGUAAAGCCCUUUCUGGAGUCCCCCGUCGCGAUAUUGCUCGAAUAUUGUUACAAGCAGCGUAAAACCAUACUCACUCAUUCACUUUCACUUAUGUUUUGUAUCUACCUUGUUUACACAUUGUUUAAUCGAGGUAUUGUGUGUUGAUACUCAGCAACAAAUUAUGUAGUCUUUUGACGGAUAAAUUGUUUGGAAA